This is a messenger RNA of Teleopsis dalmanni, 11733 nucleotides long. RefSeq lists its product as uncharacterized. The transcript has 14 exons. The coding region runs from base 37 to 11538 and encodes 3833 amino acids. NCBI's taxonomy places the organism in Eukaryota, Metazoa, Arthropoda, Insecta, Diptera, Diopsidae. The record is from RefSeq and is a predicted model, not a curated record.
UUAAAUCGAGGUGUUUUCAAUCGAAAAGUGGGCAAAAUGCUGCCCAAAAAAAUAAAAAUUGGAGUAACGCUAGGACUCCUUUUAUUUUGCUUUAGCAAUAAUUUUGUAGCGGCAAAUACUCGUGAUGGUUCAAAUUUCUGGCAAGAUGGCCCUAUAAAUUGUUAUACCUGUGAUAGCGUAUCAGAUUGUUCUGAAAGUAAAGGUACAUUACGCAAGUGUGAGAACAAUAAUGCGCAGACUUGCUUGACCGUCUUCAAUGAAGAUAGCACAGUAGCACAACGUGGUUGUAGUGAUAGUGUGGCUGCUACCUAUAGUAGCUAUUGCAGUAGUAAUCCAACAAAAUGUCCGAGUUGUUCGUCUACUGGUUGUAAUGUAGCCGACUCUUUGGAUGUGUAUGUGGAAUGUUUAUCAUGUGAUUCCGUGCAGGAUUCAAAUUGUUUAUUACAACCUAAUGCAGUAGAAACGAAGAAACUAUGUCCAGGAGAUUGUAUGACUGCUCUUUAUCCAACUGCAUUUGAUGGUACCAGCUCAAAUUAUCAUUUAGUUCGUACUUGUUUGAAUGAUCGUGAUCUUGAUGAGAGAACUGCUUGUGCUGCGGGCAAUGAUGAGAAAUGCAGAAGUUGUAGUGGUGCUAACUGCAACAUACAUUUACUUCCAGAAACACGUUUGAGAUGUUAUCAGUGCGAAGGAGAUGAAUGUCAGGACCCCACAGCAGAAGAGUGCCCAGUCUUUAAUGAGAAUAUAGGUUGUUAUAUGCGUUUUGAGUCUGAAACGCUUGAUCUAGUGCAGAUGGGUUGCACUUCAGAGUUUGAAAAUGAAACUAUUAUCUCCGACUUGGUUAAAAGCAAAUUGUUGUAUGUUUGCACAACAGAUAAUUGCAAUGGUUAUGAGUAUGCACCAAAUCCCAAUGAAUGUCUAAGGUGUAGCUCCACUGCAGAUGAAAACUGUGCUAGUGGACCAAGAAUGUUAGCCACUGAAAAUAAAUUAUGCAAUACCAUGCCUUAUACGCAGUGUUUCCAACGUGUGAAUAGUGACGGUAUUACUGAACGCGGUUGUCUUGCUGAGUUAGAAAGCGAUGAAUUCUUCGACUGUUUAACAAACGCAAAUGGUGAAUGUAAAUCUUGCAAUGGAUAUGAGUGUAACAAUGAGAUUAUACCGAACGAUCGUCCCAAAUGUCAUCGUUGCUCUUCUGAUAGCGAUUCCAGCUGCCAAAACUUGCCAAAAGCACUUGGUGUAUGCCCAAUAUAUGACAAAAAUGAUGAAUGUGUUUCAGUUUACGAAAAUGGCAUAACACGACGUGGUUGUUUAACAGAAUUAAGUUGUGAUACAAAUGCUAAGAGUUGUAACAUCUGUAAAGGUGAAGGAUGUAAUGAUCUAAAUAUUAAAAAACGCGCUGAAGAUAUAUUUGGAGUUUUCCAAGAUUUGCCAUUGAGUUGCUACUCGUGUAGCGGAGAAGAAUGUUUGACUGAUACGCUUAGUAAGCUCGAAUGCCAAGGUGACAUUCAUCAGGAUUGUCUUACUGUGUUUGAUGCAACUGGCAAAGUGGUUCGUCGCGGUUGCGAAUCAGAUCUUCAAUCUGAAUAUGAAAAACAUUGCGAAGAUAAUCCCAACUUGUGUUUUAAUUGCAAAUCAAAUGGUUGCAAUAUUGUAACGGACGCAACUAAAUAUCAGGAAUGUUUGAUCUGUGAUUCAGCAGAUAAUGCAGAUUGCCUUUUUGAACCAAGUAGUGUGUUGACAACACGCAAAUGUGUGGAGGGCUGUUUGUCAUCACUAUAUCAAAGAAAGUCAGCACCACAAGUUUAUGAUUUUGUACGGAGCUGUUUUGAAGAUAUGGAACUCGAAAAUCGUGAUGAUUGUACUGCAGACAAUAAUUGUGUUAAAUGCACUGAUGGAAAUAAAUGCAACACACAGGUCUUGCCCAUUGAGGGCCGUUUGAGUUGCCAUCAUUGUGAUGGUGCAGAUUGUAAUCUCCCCACAUCCAAGUUAUGUACAGGCUACAAUAAGGAUGAACAGUGUUACAUGUAUUUCGAUAAUGUCACUCAUAGUACUUUGCGGAUGGGUUGCAAAAGCGAUUUGACUGAUGAUCAGAUCAGUGCUGAAGUUAAACAGUACUUUAUAUGUGAUGGCGAUGAUUGCAAUACAUAUGAAAAUUUACCAGAAGCAAAUUUAUGCUAUGUUUGCAAUUCUGCUACGGAUGAAAAUUGUGCUGCUGAUCCCACUAAAAUCUCUGCACAAGCUCGUUGCCAAAACUAUCCAUACACUGAUUGUUAUACACGAAUCCGUAGUGAUGGACAUACGGAACGUGGUUGCUUAAGUAGUUUACAAAAUAUUGACUUUCUGGAUUGUUUAGAAGGAUUGAAUGGUGUUAUCUGUAAAGUAUGCACUGAAAGCAACUGUAACAGAGCGCUUUAUCCGAGUGGUCGUCAGCAAUGUUAUCGCUGUAAUUCUGUCACGGAUUCAAAUUGCGAAGAUGCACCAAGCACAACGCAGGCAUGUCCUUUGUACGAUCCAAAUGACAGCUGUGUUACCAAAAUCGUUAAUGAUGUAACAUAUCGUGGAUGUGGAACUGAACUUAACUGCAAUGAUGCUAGCUACAAAUCUUGUCGUUCAUGUGAAAGUAAUAAUUGUAACACGCUUAACUUGAUCAAUGAAGUUAUUGGCGAUCCCGGCAUGUUUCAAGAACUGCCCUUAAAUUGCUAUCAGUGCAAUGGUACUGAUGAUUGUCUGACUACUUUGAGAUUAAACGUUUGCGAGAAUAACAAACUCCAAACUUGUACUGUUGAGUUCAAUAAAAAUGGUGCUGUAGUAGCACGUGGUUGUAGUGAUAAAUUUAAAGAUGCUUGCGAAAGUGCUGGCAACACAUGUUACGAUUGUAAAUCUAAUGGUUGUAACACCGCAAAAGAGAAAUCAGAUUAUGUAGAUUGCAUCUUUUGUGAUUCACAAAAGAACAACGACUGUAUUUUUGAUUUGUCAACCGUCCACCGUACACGUAAAUGCAACAAAGGCUGUAUGACUGCACUGUAUCCACGCACAAAUGACGCUGAACCUCCAUAUGAACUUAUACGUACAUGUUUAGAUGAUAUGGAUUUGGAUGAUCGGAAUGUUUGUGAGAAUGGUAAUGAUUUAAAUUGCAAGUCUUGUAGUGAUGGUAACUGCAAUAAUGAUGAUUUGGGUGAGCGUAAAUCAUGUUACCAUUGCGAAGGUGACAACUGUCAAGAUCCGAAACAGCAAAUUUGUCGGGCCGUUAUGGAGCAUGAUCAAUGCUUUGUGGCAUUUGAUGAAACUCGUUCUAUUGUAGAAAUGGGUUGUAAAAGCAGCUAUGAUCCUGAAGAUGUUAAAAUACUUUUGAUGGCAAAACGUAUGUGGCUAUGUGAAGACGAUAAUUGCAAUACCAUUAACAAUGUGCCAACAGCAAAAGCUUGCGCUAUUUGUAAUUCAAGAACAGAUAAAAAUUGCGCUAUUGCACCAGAUAAGGUCACAUCGAAAACAACAUGCUCAUCUGCGCCUUAUACUCAGUGUUACACAAGAUUAGUAUCAAAUGGCCACACUGAACGCGGUUGUUUAUCGAGCUUGGAAGAUGAAACUUUCUACAACUGCUUGCAGGGACUAAACUCUACUGAUUGUGUGGCUUGCAGUGACGCUAGUUGUAAUUUGGAGAUAUUCCCCGAAGACCGUCGCUCCUGUCAUAUUUGCAAUUCUGCAACUGACGAUAAUUGUGAAGUUGCACCAAAAUCAGAACAAAUAUGCCUGAAAUAUUCACAAGAAGAAAAAUGUAUCAGUUUAUUAAACGAAAAUGGCGAUACAGAACGUGGUUGUAGUUCCGAACUUUCCUGUGAUUCAACCGAUUCUAUGACUUGUCAGAUUUGCACUGCUAACGAUUGUAACUUAUCUAAUCUUAAGCGAAAAAGCGAUGGUAAACCUGGUAAAUGGCAAGAUUUACCACUUACUUGUAAGAUAUGUGAUGGUGUGAGUGAUUGUCUGAAUCCAUUCGAUAACUCUGCUAAAUGUACUGGAACCGAAUAUUGUAUGACAGUAUUCAACGAAGAGGGUUUUGUUGUCAAGCGUGGCUGUAGCGAAAGUGUCGAAAAUGAAUACGGCAGUUUUUGUGAUGCAAAUUCGCAAAACUGUCACAAUUGUAAUUCCAAUCAUUGUAAUAUAGCUACUAGCUUGACCGAUUACAUAUCAUGUGUAUAUUGUGAUUCUGAGAGUAAUACAAAUUGUGUGCUAGAUCCCGAAACGGUAAAGACAAAACGCGUUUGCUAUAAGCACUGCAUGACUGCCCUAUACCCACGUGCUAAUAGUAGUUCAUAUGCAUUGGUACGUAGUUGCUUAGAUGACAAAGAUGAUAAAGAUACCUCAAUUUGUUAUCAAUCGGGUCAACAAUGUUCAACUUGUUAUUUGGAAAACUGUAAUACUAAUAUAUUACCAGAAGAUCGUUUGUCGUGUUAUACUUGUACAGGUGCAAACUGUGAAGAUCCAGGAAAAGCACUGUGUUCAUCUUAUAAAGUGAAUGAUCAGUGUUACAUGCUCUUUAAUUCGAACAGUGAUAUUGUGCAAAUGGGCUGUGUUAGUGACCAACCCGAUUCAUUUUUAACUGAUAAUGUACUAUCGCUUUUUGUGUGUAAUGAUGCUAAUUGCAAUAGUUUCGAUAAUAUACCAAAAUCAAAAUUAUGUGUAGUGUGCGAUUCCUUGGACGACCCACGCUGCGCAACAAAUCCCGAUGAUAUACCCUUAGUAGAGACAUGUAGUGCCUUACCUACGACGCAAUGUUUUACACGUGUACUAAGCUCUGGUGCUACUCAACGUGGCUGUGUCAACACUCUUAGCAAGAAUGAUAAGACAAAUUGUCUAACUGGUGAUGGUACGAAUUGUGUAACAUGUGAUAAUGACGUUUGCAAUGUAGCUAUAUAUCCAGCGGAUCGUCGUCGUUGCCAUCGUUGCAAUACUGUUGAAGAUCCUACUUGUGAAAAUUCUCCUAAUUCCGAAUCUGUUUGUCCCAAUUAUUCCACAACUGAGAGGUGUUCGGCAAAAUUAGUAAAUGGACAUACUUAUCGCGGCUGUAGUUCAGAGUUUAUUUGCGACGAUACGGACAAGCAAUAUUGUCGUAUGUGUUCCAGCAAAGAUAAUUGCAAUUUAGUCGAUUUAGUUAGUCAAGGCAUUGGUUAUGCUGGAACAUGGCAAGCACGUCCCAUUAAUUGCUACACAUGUCUAGGAGUAGAGUGCCAGUCAGAAAGUGCAGGUUUACUAAAAGUAUGUGAAACAAAUUAUUUACAGAACUGUGCUACUGUAUUUGCAUCGAAUGGUACUGUUGUACAGCGUGGUUGUUCUGAUCUAAUUUACGCGCAAGAAUAUGGACAAUAUUGCGAUGAAAAUCCAGAUAAAUGCAAAUUCUGUAAAUCGAAUGGCUGUAAUAUUGCAACAAGCUUAGAUAAUUUCGUCGACUGUUUAUAUUGUGAUGGUAGCGAAGACAAAAACUGUAUCUCAAAAGUGAGUGAGAUCACUACAACGCGCACUUGCCACCAGAAAUGUAUGACUGCACUUUAUCCACGUACAGAUGAAGAGAAUCCUGCAUAUGAACUUGCUAGAGGUUGCUUGGAUGAUAUGGAUCUAAUUGACCGUAACGAAUGCGUUAAUGGUGAAAAUAAUCUAUGCCAAGCUUGUGAUAACGGUGCAAGCUGCAAUAAAGCUUUAAUACCCGAAAAACGAUUGACAUGUAAUUUUUGCACCGAAUCUGAUUGUGAUGAAUUUGUACCGAAUGAAUGUUCCGCAUACAGAGAAGGUGAUCAAUGUUAUAUGAUGUUUGACAGUAGCAACAGUGUUACGAAAAUGGGCUGUGUAAGUGACUUGGAUACAUCGUUCAUUCAAUCACACAGACGAAGUAUGUUCUUAUGUGAUAAUGAUAAAUGCAAUAACUAUGACAACUUGCCUGUUCCAAAAUCCUGUUUAGUUUGUAAAUCAAACGAUAAUACUGCAUGUGCUGUGGAUCCACAGCGCAGUGGAGACAUGGCGGUAUGCAGUAACUUUCCUAAUACGGAAUGUUAUACUCAUGUAGAUGCUUUUGGCUUAACGCAUCGUGGGUGUUUGUCAGAUGUUGAAGAUACUUUAUUUGACGAUUGUGUUAGCGGCAACAGUUCAACUUGUGCUGUUUGCGAUUCCAACAAUUGCAACAAUGAAAUUUAUCCUGAAAAUCGUCGUAGUUGCCAUCGUUGUGAUUCCUCAGAAGAUAAUAGCUGUGAAGAUAGUCCACAAGAUUUUGCAAGUAUAUGUCCCAUCUAUAAUGCGAAUGAUGACUGUGUAAGUAAGAUUGAGGGUAACAGUUUAUUACGUGGUUGUGUUUCGGACUUUUCUUGUGAUACCAGUCAACGCGACACUUGUCGCAUAUGCAGUGCCGAUAAUUGUAACGUUAUUAAUCUAUUAGCUGGUUACGUUGGCGCCCCUGGUAAAUGGCAGGAGUUGCCCUUAAAUUGUUUGGUGUGCAAUACAACAGAAGACUGCGCCAUUGGUAGCACUCUACACAAAUGCAUGGGCAACAAUUUACAAAAUUGCAUAACUGUUUAUGAUGUAAACGGUAAAGUAGAACGACGUGGUUGUAGUGACGAUGUUGAUGUUACACAUGAGGAAUAUUGUGAAGAACAUGCAGACAAGUGUUUGGCAUGCAAAUCUACUGGCUGCAAUAAUGCAAAUAGUUUGGAUGAUUACAUUGAUUGCUAUGUCUGUGAUGCAACUGAUAGUCAAAAUUGUGCUGUGAACUUUGUGCCUUCCAAUGCUAGAACGCGAAAAUGUCAAGGACCUUGUAUGGUAGCCUUGUAUCCACGUAGUAGUUCAAUUGACACAGCUUACGAAUUAUCACGCUCAUGUCUGGAUGAUUUGGAUUUAGACGAUCGUGUUGAAUGUGCGGCAGGCAGAAAAGACUUAUGCGAGUCAUGUGACAGUGGACGUUGUAAUACAAUGUUAGUGCCUGAUGACCGAAAUGAAUGUUACAGAUGUACGGAUGAGGAUUGUCAGGAUUCUGAAACUCAUGUUUGUAACGCAUAUCAUCCUAACGAUCAGUGUUAUAUACUCUUUAAUGAUGAGUCAUCCAUUAUAAAGAUGGGUUGUCGCAGUGAUUUUGAAUCAGAAAUAGUGACAGAGUUAGUUAAACAAAAGAAACUGCUAUUAUGCGAUGGAAAGAAUUGCAACUCUUUUGGAAGUGUGGACACCGCUAAAAUGUGCUCAAUUUGUAAUUCAGCGGAUGAUUCAAGAUGUGCAACAAAUCCAAAUCUAGUUUCAAAUUUGACAAGAUGUGCUGCUUUGCCUUACGUUAACUGUUAUACUCGAAUUAAUGAACUUGGACAUACUGUGCGUGGUUGUCUUUCAGAUCUUGACGCAGAUAAUUUCUAUGAUUGUCUCAUGAGUGAAGAUGGUCUGUGCGAUACUUGCAAAGGCGAUCAAUGUAAUCAAAUAGAUGUGUUCCCAGCCAAUCGUAGAAAAUGUCAUCAAUGUAAUUCUGCUAAUAAUCCGUUGUGCAGCAGUUCACCCAACAGUAAUACGGUCUGUCCAAUUUAUGAUGCACAGGAUACUUGUGUAACUAAUUUGGGACGUGGAGUCACUACACGCGGUUGCGCUUCAAGCAUGAAAUGCGAUAAUGAUGCCGAUAAACUUACAUGUCGUGUGUGCAGCAGCUCAGGUUGUAAUACUAUCAAUUUAGAAAGAAUUGGUGAAGAAGGUUCACCUGGUAGAUGGCAAGACAUACCAAUUUCUUGUUUAACAUGCAAAGGUAUAGAAGAUUGCAGUGGAAAUAUUUCUUCUGAAACAUGCGAAGAUAAUCAAAAUUGUAUGACCGUCUUUAAUUCUGAGGACAAAGUUAUACAACGUGGUUGUAGUGCUGUUGUUGAAGAAGAUAAUCAAGCAAUUUGUGAUGCAGAUAUUACCAACUGUCCCCGCUGUAAUUCAAAUAAUUGUAACCUAGCUGAUAGCCUUUCCGAAUAUGUCACAUGUUUGUCCUGUGAUACAGAUGUUAACGGCGUUUGUGUACAAAGUGUGGACGAUAUAACUAAAACAAGAAAGUGUCAUAAAGCCUGUAUGACUGCGCUGUAUCCACGUGAACAAGAUGAGAAUCCUGCAUAUGGUUUAGCUAGAUCCUGUUAUGAUGAUCUAGAAAUUGAAGAUCGCAACUAUUGCGAAACUGGUGAGAAAGAGAACUGUAAGAUUUGUAAUGGUGAAAAAUGUAAUACCGCAGUUGUUCCUGAAACUCGCUUAAGUUGUAACACAUGUGAAGGCGACUGUCAAGUUCCUAAGAGUAUGUUAUGCGCACAAUACCGCGAGAAUGAUAAAUGCUACAUACGUUUUGAUGAACAGCACAGCAUUGAGGCCAUGGGUUGCCGCAGUGAAUUUAGUAAUAUUGAAGCAGAUUACCUAUUAAAACAGAAACGCUUAUUCCUUUGUGGAGAAAAUGAUUGUAACACAUUUAGUAUUUUACCAGCAGCUCAACCCUGUUCGCUAUGUAACUCGCGUACAGAUAUAAAUUGUGUGUAUGAACCUGAGAACGCCAUUACGACGACUUGUAACGUACAACCUUACACGGAAUGUUACUCACGCGCCUUAGCUGAUGGUACUACCGAACGUGGAUGUCUUUCGAGUUUAUAUGAUGAUGAAUUUUUAGGUUGUUUGAAUGGAACAGCUCAAAAUUGUGAAGUUUGUAGUGGCAGCAGUUGCAACAAUAAACAAUAUCCUACUGAUCGUUUGAAGUGUCACAUAUGUGAUUCUAGUAGUGAUAAUGAUUGUGAAAAUAUUCCCAAUAGCUUAACUUCCUGUCCCAAAUAUGAUGCAGCAGACAGUUGCGUUACAGCCUACCGUAAUGACAUCACUUACCGUAGCUGUGCAUCGAGCUUGUAUUGUGAUGGGAGCAACAAUAGGCUUUGCGUUAAAUGCACUGGUGCAGGUUGUAAUACCGUUAAUUUAGCUAAACGACAAGAUGAUAAUUUUGGCAAAUGGCAAGAUUUGCCACUGCGUUGUUUAACAUGUGCAGGCAAUGAGUGUAAAAACGAGGAUUUGGAGAGUUCAGUAUGUGAAGAUAAUAAUGAACAAGAUUGCAUAACUGUGUUCGAUACUAAUGGAGAGGUUGUCAGACGUGGUUGCAGUGAUGAUGUUGCUGUAGAUUUUGGAGCUUAUUGUGAUCAAAAUGAUGAGAACUGUUAUAACUGCAAGUCAAAUGAGUGCAACAAUGCAACCGAAACAACACAAUUCAUUGACUGUGUCUACUGUAAUUCUUAUAAGAGUCUGGAUUGCAUACGGAACCCAGUUAGUACCAAUCACAAAACGCGUAAAUGUCAAGGUGGAUGCAUGACGGCAUUAUAUCCUGCUGAUGGUAGCUCUAAUCCAAGUUAUGAUUUAAUACGCACGUGUUUGGAUGAUAAGGAAACUGAUGAACAGUUGACGUGUUCAAAUGAUAAGGAUGCAAAUUGUCACACAUGUGUUGGAAAUAGUUGUAAUAUUGAAAAUUUGCCGUCAGACCGUUUAAGUUGCUGGACUUGUGAAGGUGAAAACUGCGAUGAACCAGAGUCACAAUUGUGUCCCUUAUACAAAGCCGGUGACAAGUGUUUCAUAUGGUUCGACAAUACGAACAGUGUUAGUCAAAUGGGUUGUGUCAGCUCAUUCCGUGGUCAAGAGCUUGAGAAUAUAAUCAAAACGAAACGAGUGCAUAUUUGUGAGGGUGAAAAUUGCAACACCUUUAGUGAUAUACCAACGGCACAACAAUGUGCGAUUUGUGAUUCAAAUGAUGAUGUCAACUGCGCUGUAAAUCCGAUGCAGAUAGGUUUAUUUAAUACAUGUAAUCAGCUUCCAUACACUAGUUGCUACAGUAAAUUAGCAUCAGAUGGCAGUACAAUUAGAGGUUGUGUAGCAGAUUUGCCGGAAGAUGACUUCGUUGGUUGUGUCUUAGGCACCGACGAAAAUUGUGGUCUGUGUGCUGAUAAUGCUUGUAACAGACAGAUUUUCCCAGCCGAUCGUCAACAGUGUUACUCAUGUACCACCAAUGAGGAUCCAGAAUGUGAAUCAUAUCCUACGAGACAAAUGGCUUGUCCAUUUGUGCGAGACAGUGAGGCUUGUGUCACGUCCUUAAGCAUUAACACUACUGUACGCGGUUGUAGUUCGCAAAUAUAUUGUGAUGCUAACGAUAAACAAACCUGUAGAUCGUGUUUCGGUGAUACUUGUAAUGGAAUUGAUUUACGCAAUAAAGUUGAUGAUGGAUACCACGGUAUGUGGCAGAGCUUGCCUUUAAGAUGUCAUGCAUGUGCAGGUGAGCAUUGCAAACAUUCACUUGGACCAGCACAGGCAUGUACUGGAAAUAUCGAGCAAGAUUGUAUGACAGUUUUUAACGUAAAUGGUGAUAUUAUACGCCGUGGUUGCACAGAUGAUGUUGACGACUACGAAGACUUGCAUUGCCGUUUAAAUCCAGAGCUUUGCUUCAAGUGUAAAUCAAAUGAAUGUAAUAUUGCUUGGAACUUAACUGAUUAUGUUCAAUGUACUUUCUGCAACUCAUCUGAAAAUGCACUUUGUGUUACUAAUGCCAACAGUGAUGCAUUAACGAGUAGAUCAUGCUAUAAGGAAUGUUUGGUUGCACUACAGAAUGGAAAUUUGGUGCGAAGCUGUUUAGAUGACAAAGAAUUAAUGGUACAGCAUGUGUGUCGUGAAAAUGAAAAUGGCAAGGAGUGUGCUAGCUGCGACAAUAAUAGCUGUAAUAGGUUUACCUUCCCCAGUGAUCGCCUACGCUGCCACACGUGUGAAGAUGCUGCAUUAUGUAAAGAGACUAUCGUACAAGAUUGUGUAAAAUAUGAUGAAAAAGAUUUCUGUUUUGCUAAAUAUGUAAAGGGUAAUGUCAAUUUGAGUGGAUGUGGUAGUUCACAAAGUAGUAGCGAUCUCGAAACAUGGGAGAAUAAUUUGAGUUUAUAUAAGUGUAAUGGAAAUGAGUGCAAUGGUUUGGAACGUCUGCCUUUAAACAAUUUUUGCGUAGGCUGCGAUUCAAGUAAAACAUUAAACUGUACAGAAAGUAUCGAAUUUGACACAUUUGUAGAUUGUUUCGCACCACAUAGUGAGUGUAUGACUACAAUUAACUCAGAUGGAGAUACUAUAAGAGGUUGUUUAUACGACUUAGAUAAAUUGGAGCAGGAUUCUUGUGUAGCAGCAGGUACUUGCGCCUCAUGUACUGGUCCUGCUUGCAACUCAGAAUUAUUCCCUGUUAAUCGUCGAAAAUGUCAUGUUUGCAACUCGGUGGCUAACUCGAACUGUAUUGACUCUCCAAACUCCGUUAAAGUUUGUGCCAAAUAUGUUGCGAACGAUAAGUGUGUGACUAAAAAGGAUGAUGACGGCUAUGUACAGCGUGGCUGUGAAAGCGAUUUUACUACAACAUGUGAUGUAAAUAAUGAGAAGAAUUGUGAAAUUUGCGCUCAGGAUGGUUGCAAUAUCGCUGAUAUGUCAGAUGCUGUUGGUGCUAUUCAGAGCAGUGUUUUCAUGACACUACUUUUAGCAAUUUUGCCGCUAUUGUACUUUUUUAAUCAUUAAUAUUAGUAUCUAGCUGAAAUUAACGAAAUUUUAGGAGAAAUCACUCAUUACACUCAUUUGACUGCGAUUGUUUAGCACAGUAGUUUAAUAGAAAUUACCAAAAACUCAUAUGGAUACUUAGCACUGUCUUUUUAUGUUAACGCUAUGAUCUUUUUAUAAGUUAUUAAAUAAAAUUUGUAUAUAAAUCGAAAUAUA